AUGUCCGAUUCGCUUGAUCCAGAACUGCCGAAACCUUUCCCAGACGAUCGCAGCUUCUCCUUCCUAUCUUCCCCGUACAUAAGCUUCGAUGGUGAUCGUCCUAAGGCUAACAUUCAGAGCCACGAUCCGUCUUUAGACAUGUCUGCUGGCAGACCUGUCGACAACGCCGAGAGUUAUGCAAUCGAACGGCUUGUAAAUCUCAAGCGAAAACUGAGAACUUUGGAGUCGGAUAUGUUCUGGGAUCGACUGAUGGUUGACUUGACUUCUACCUGCGGAGCUCAAUCUGGAUUUGUUGUCCGAAAGAUCCCUGCUGAAGAACAAAUCCACGCAACGGGGCGGCGUCAAUGUACUUUGCUAGGCAUGGUUUUUUAUUACGAUGACGGAGAUCAGCGGGGCAUGGAAAGAAAUAAGUAUUUCGUUGGGGAAAACCCAUUGUCCCACGUUGAAUACGACAAGCCUUGUUUGGUUCCGGAUGAUCUGGGGCAAUCCGUGGCAGGCCAAAUACCUUUCGCUGCCAAAGCGUACCUCUCGAUUCCAUUAUUUUCUCAAGGGAAGUGUCUGGCCCAUCUAGGUCUGAUGUGGUCGGACGAGGGUUUGCGGAGGCGGAACCUUUCGUGGUUGUCUCUGGAGAUGACUCUGUACUCUUUAGAGGACAUGGUUGUACAGCGUAUUCUGCUCGAUAUGGACACUGCAAUGACAGGUCUGCAACAGGGCCUUGAUUUGUCUAAUCCGAACCAUGAGGCAGUCGUUCGUGAUUCCCCUAGUGUUCAGCCGCAUGAUCCUGCCAAAUGCCACAUUCAACCGCUGAAGCCAUAUGCACGAAGCCUGUCCCAUGAGCUCCGGACACCAAUGCAAGGCGUUGUCGGGAUGCUAGACGUCAUGCAUGCCACUGUCCGCGAGGCUAUCAAGUGCAAGAACCAUGCGAAGACGAACGAUGUCUUCAGAUCUCUAAAGGAAAGCAUUGAAAUGGUUCAAGAUAGCGCAAGGCGGGUCGUCGAAGCUGCCGAUAACGUCGUUCAUGCGUACGACCUGAAUAUGCAAGUUCCAGAAACUCCACGGAAAGAGCUUGAUACUGAAAUUCUAGCCGGGUUCCCGCCACCUUCGGCCACUGUGCGUGAAGACCAAGCAGCCAUUUUUGUUGAGGGUGACAAUAUUUCCGCGAACCCAUACAAACGACGGCGAGACGAUUCCGACCGGAAUCUUGGGCCGCCCCCAAAACAGAGGGUUCUGCCGAUUCCCUCGCAGGAACAGUGCUCGCCCCGUAGUAGUGAGGUCAGGGAUGCCGUUCACGAGAGCGAGAAAAUUAUGCAAGCUACACCUACAGGCCAGAUUGAAGAAGCCGUGGCUAAUAUGGCUAACCCUCGUCCGUCCCUUGCGGUCAGGAGGUCGGCACCCCAUCUUCUUCUCGAGGGGCUGAAGUUGAGGGAUCAUUCUUUGAAAUUGACCAAGCUGCGCGAUCUACUCCGUCUUGUCGUGAAUGAAUCACUUCACGUCGGCGGCCGUCCUGACUUUGCAGCGAGUCGACAAACGCAAUUCGGAGAGAAGAUUGAGGUUUCUUCACGCUUCUCAAACGGGCAUGUUUCGUCUAAAGUUAUCGACUGGUCUGUUGACCCCACGCUUCCUGACACUCUCCUUAUGGACAACCGAGACCUUGCAAAAUUGGUUUCUUGUGUUUUCCUGAAUGCUAUAAAAUUUACCAAUACGGGUGCCAUCACUGUCUAUGCAACUGUUAAACCCGAAACCAACCAUGUCUCGAUUACUAUUCGGGACACAGGAUCUGGUAUCCCUGAAGCGUUCUUGCCGAACCUCUUUAAGCCUUUCUCUCGUGAGAAUUCGUCGACCACGCAGAGCAAGGACGGGCUCGGCUUAGGACUGCUCGUUGCGAAGGGUCUGGCAAGAAAGAUGGGCGGCGAUCUCGUGUGCGUCCGUUCCUCUACUUCCGGUCCCGAUCGUGGUAGCGAGUUCGAGAUUAGACUUCCCAUCAAUCACCUUGAUGCGUGCAGCAAUAGUCCUUCUCCUCCAGAAAUGAGAGUCACGCCGCCGCCUUGUACUGUUGACCGGUCUAAGCCGGGCAGAGCAGAUAGUUCUAUCAACAGGACCUCUUUUCAGUCAUCUUCCCUUCCUCGUCAUAUAACCAAACCAAUUCAACAACCUUCUCCAAGUCUUACUGAUGAAGGCGUAUCUCCAUCAUCUUCAUACUCCAUAUCUACUCCCGACGGUGGCCGAACGUCAACCAUGGGCGGAGCUAACUUUGACAGUAAGCUGGGGGAAAAAUACCCCCUUACUCUCCUGGUUGCCGAAGAUAACCGGAUCAACCGGCGUGUGCUGGUGAGCAUGCUCAAGAAGCUUGGAUACCAUGAUGUCUACGAAGCCUGCGAUGGUAAGGAGGCUGUACGGAUCAUCCAGGAUACACUGGCAUUACGCAAUUCUGAAGAACAGGCACAAAAGGGGACCAAAUCCGGAAAUAAUGCACCAGGAAAUCACUGUCAUCAUGCGUCUGGUGGAUGCGGUCAAUCCCAGAAUGGGAGAAAUAUGAAACCUGUGGACCUAGUUUUGAUGGAUCUCUGGAUGCCAGAAAUGGACGGAUAUCAAGCCACAGCUAGGAUCUUUGAAUUGGUCAACGAACAUCGGAACAAAUCUUCUCAAAGUCCUGAAGGUUCCUCCACUUGUCUUCAGCCCGAUCUAUAUAACGAGAAGCCACACGCAUGUACACAAUCAGUUCCCACAUCGUCACUACUCACACCACCGCCGUCUCCCACGGUUCUCGCUGUUAGCGCAGACGUCACUGAUGAGGCCCUUGGGCGUGCCUCUAAAGUCGGAAUGAAAGGCUACAUGACCAAGCCGUAUAAACUUUCUGAUCUGGAGAAACUCAUUGUUGAGUUCUGUAUCAGUGGCGCUGACUGCAAUGGCACUACAGAAUAUAUAGCUUCAGACUUGAAUAGUAACAAUAAUGAUGAAUGAGAA
This is a messenger RNA of Monascus purpureus, 2964 nucleotides long. Lineage: Eukaryota; Fungi; Ascomycota; Eurotiomycetes; Eurotiales; Aspergillaceae. The record is from the annotation of a GenBank genome assembly.